GUGCACUUUGCGACCCCGCGACCGCGACCGCGAGGCAUGUGUAUGCCGGUGUGUGUUGGGUGUUGUGUUCUCGUGUACUACAGUCAUGGCAAAAUCAAACUUCAAUAUUGAUAGAGCGAAAACUCACAUAUUGAUGAAAGAAAAAUCUGUGGCAAAUUUGCUGCCUUCUGAGGAUGGAUUGUACCUGAAUGAAGAUGGGCAUUGGGAUUUUGAUAAAUGGCGUGAACAAUUUCAAAUUAAAAUAGUUAAGCGUAAUUCAUUGGAAAUGGAAUUUGACUUAAUAGGUAUUCAAGCUGCCAUUGUUAAUGCUUUUAGGAGAAUAUUGCUUUCAGAUGUACCUAGUAUGGCAUUUGAGAAAGUUUUAAUUUAUAACAAUACUUCCAUCAUUCAAGAUGAAGUUCUUGCGCAUCGUCUAGGCCUCAUACCUUUAAAGGCUGAUGCCCGUCAAUUUGAAUACAGACAGCCAGAUGAUGAAAACGGGACAGAUGUAGACACACUGAAGUAUAAAUUAAAAGUAAAGUGCAGCUGGAAUAAAAACGCUUCGCCAUCUGCACCUCUUUCGGAACAACAAGUUAAUACAAAUGUGUAUUCUUCACAAAUAAAAUGGCUGCCAAUGGGUAGCCAGAGCAAUGUAUAUAAACCUGAUGAUGUGAAUCCUAUUCAUCACGACAUUCUCAUAGCCAAGAUGGUUCCCGGUCAAGAAAUGGAUAUAGAAUUACAUGCUAUCAAAGGCAUUGGCCGUGAUCAUGCCAAGUUUUCUCCUGUUGCCACUGCAUUUUACCGAUUGUUACCUGAAAUAACUCUUUUAAGAGAUGUAGAGGAUGAUCUAGCUUAUAAAUUACAAAAAUGCUUUUCUCCUGGAGUAAUUGGCUUGCAGAAGACAAAGUCAGGAAAUGUGAAAGCAUAUGUGAGUGAUGCUCGCUACGACACUUGCAGUAGAAAUGUGUUUCGGCAUGAAGAUCUGAAGGAUGCUGUGCAGCUAGAAAGAGUAAAGCAUCACUUCAUUUUUACAAUAGAAUCUGUGGGAGCGUUACCACCAGAUGUAUUGUUUAUUGAAGCAGUUCGCACGCUCAAGAAUGAUUGUUUAGAUCUAUUACAAAAAAUGAAGAACAUGAAGAAAAGUGGAAAGAAGAAGAAGAACAACUAGUUCACCUAGAAUCUUUUAUAAUAAGAAAGAUUUUGGGCAGAAGCAUGUGCAUAUCGUAAUAGCAAGAAAAGGUGAAUAAUACUGGUUGACUUAGAAUUAUGCUGUUAGCAUAAUAUAUUUAGUGUUAAUUAUGGAAAGAAUGAAAAAAUGAUAAAAUAACUGUGAUGGUUGGAAAUCUGAGAUUUGUACUGGUUUGUUGCAAAAAUUUUUCAUAAUUGCCCUCAUGGACAGCUUUGCAUGGCCUUACAUUCACUGUUUCUCUGCAAUUGGUCACUGAAAAUCUGGGUUGACUAUAAUGGUUCACUGUAACUGCAAUUCAUCUGCAGUCAUAAACAUUCUUAUGCUGUGUCAUAAGUUAUAUGUAACAGGUUUUUACCUUGUUAAUGAACAAUAUCAUAAUACUAUUCAAGAAAGACAUGUCAAAUUUUUUUAUGGAUACAAAUAUCAUUUUUAGUAAUUCUUCUUGCUGGUAUGAGAUAGAAGCUAAGCUCAUGAAAUGAAUUGUAAAUUAAGUUUGGUAUUAUAAUAUGUUGUGUUAUUUUAGACAAUCCUUUUGUGAAAAUUUUCACAAAAUAUUUAGUGUCUGUGAUAAGAGACAUCAAUUUGUUUUUUAUAAAAAAAACGUAUAUCUCAUAUUGUGUGUAUAUUAUUAUUAUUAUUAUUAUUAUUAUUAUUAUUAUUAUCAUUAUCAUUAUUACCAAUCAGAGUAAUGAAAAUAAAUUGAAAUACAUAC
This is a messenger RNA of Gryllus bimaculatus (two-spotted cricket), 1880 nucleotides long. NCBI's taxonomy places the organism in Eukaryota, Metazoa, Arthropoda, Insecta, Orthoptera, Gryllidae. The record is from the annotation of a GenBank genome assembly.